AUGUCUUCCUUGACCGGUUUCGUGUUCUUACACAUGUUCAUCACCACGGUUCACGGGCUAGUCCCUCCUUCUCCAAACUUAGCCAUCAGUGUCCCAUCAUCUUCGACAUCAUCAACUCUUGAUCUUCUCAACUUAUCAAGCUCGGCUAAUAAUCUACAACUUGUCAACACCACCGCCAAUGAGAACAUCAAAUGCGAUGGGAAGUAUUGGGGGUAUCAUCUGAACAAGGCGAGCUGUGAAGAGGCUUGGAAUCAAAUGCCUACGGAUAACCAGUUCGUCUCUUUCGGCGCGCGACGAAUGGGCCACUUUGAGCGUCCCUUGCCGUAUCGUUACCUCAGCGAUGAUGGUCUCUGUGCUAUCGAUAUCGAUCAUAUGAUUAAGGUGGUUUUGGACACUGCAACGAACCACGAAAUCUCGGCGGCCGCGAAAUCGAUCCUGGAUAAAUGUGUUUUAAGAGAUGAACCCAAAAAGCAAGGUAACACUCCAAUCGGUGGCUAUCGCAAUUACAUAGGUAGAAAGAAGGGACUCGGUAUCUCAGUCUCCUCCUACAGUCCGCAUGUAAAAUGCACGCUGGACUCGGAACUGGAGGACGAGACAAUUUGCACUAAACUGUUGGGAACCAUGCCGAUCAAUCGAUCGUCCUAUGUCUUUAUCAGGGAGAAAACCAGCUGGGCCAAGAAGCGUGAUUAUUCCGUGGGGUGGCAGGAAAAUAUCAAGCGGAACGUGCACUGCAACCAUCGACUUCGAGGAGGGGGACACGGACAAGAGCUCUUGGUACGAGAUGUGGAUGGCAGCUGUGGCUGUCAAUGA
Letharia columbiana is the source of this 810-nucleotide messenger RNA. RefSeq lists its product as uncharacterized. The coding region runs from base 1 to 810 and encodes 269 amino acids. The transcript has 4 exons. The record is from RefSeq and is a predicted model, not a curated record. Lineage: Eukaryota; Fungi; Ascomycota; Lecanoromycetes; Lecanorales; Parmeliaceae.